This is a messenger RNA of Kockovaella imperatae, 708 nucleotides long. RefSeq lists its product as hypothetical. NCBI's taxonomy places the organism in Eukaryota, Fungi, Basidiomycota, Tremellomycetes, Tremellales, Cuniculitremaceae. The transcript is spliced from 4 exons. The record is from RefSeq and is a predicted model, not a curated record. Bases 1 to 708 code for a protein of 235 amino acids. Gene Ontology annotation, molecular function: protein binding.
AUGACCGAAUCCUCCAACAGCCCUUCGCAGACUACCAGCAAUGGCACCACUGCCUCCAAGGUCUGCUACACUGAUCCUUCGGCCGACGUCACCCUCGUUUCGACUCCCGAAGGACGACACUUCAAGGUCCAGUCCUUCUGGCUCAAGGCGAACAGCGCCUACUUCCGCAAGGUUCUCAGCUCACCCGAAUACCAUGGCGAUGCCAUACAGGUUCCCGCACCUACCAAAGUCCUCAAGAUCUACCUUGAUCUCUGUCAUGUUCGACACCUACCUCCCAAGCUCUUGUGGUCGGUCCGAGAACCCCUCUUCAAGCUAUGUGACGAGUAUCAAUCCCCCAGUAUCGCCGAGCGAGCCCUCUUCCACUCCAGCGAAUGUAUGGACAAGGAUCCCUGGCAAGUCUUUUGCUUGGCUUCUCAACGACGCAAUGUGGGGCUGGCGAAAUCGGCCCUCAGGGCCAUGGACGAUUCAAUGACCCAUGUCAACGUUACCUCCAUCACACCUGAGCUCGCUUCGGGCGUGACGAUGCCUUUCCUGCUCGGUCUGUACAAUGCUGCCCUUGAAGGUCGAGUGGGUCAAAGCAACGGUUACGCCAACGGACAUGGGCAUGGCUACGACCAUGACCACAAUCAUGGUCAAGACCGGGAUGUCACAGUGACCUGGAAGGCUCUGCCAUCAUCGUCGGGCGAUGAUAUCGUUUGGCGAGGAUGA